Messenger RNA from Nakaseomyces glabratus, 222 nucleotides. RefSeq names its product cytochrome c oxidase subunit VIII (gene COX8). Gene Ontology annotation, biological process: mitochondrial electron transport, cytochrome c to oxygen. The record is from RefSeq and is a predicted model, not a curated record. NCBI's taxonomy places the organism in Eukaryota, Fungi, Ascomycota, Saccharomycetes, Saccharomycetales, Saccharomycetaceae.
AUGUUCAGCCAACAGGUAAUGAGAUUGUCCACAAGAAGAGCCUUUUCUGCUUCUUCCAUAGCUCGUGUACACUUUAAGGAAGGUGUAUACAGCAAUCUACCAUUUAAGAUUCACAACAGAAAGAUCCCAUUCGCUCUAGUGCAUUUCGGUUUCUUCGGUGUCGGUUUCGCUGUUCCAUUUAUUGCAUGUUACGUCCAAAUGAAGAAAGCUGGUAACAUUUAA